GGGGGCGACGGCGGCGGCGGCGGCGGCGGCGCGGGUGGCGGCGGCUGCCUGAGGAGGCGCGGGCGGCGGCGGCGGCGGCGGCGGCGGAGGCCGAGGCGGAGCCUGGAGAGGUGUGGCUGGACCAAGACCUCCCCUGAUGUAAGCAGGCUCCCUCCUCCCCCCCACCGCCCAUUGCCACCACGCCAGGGGACAUCCUCAAGCCCUGGCCCUUAGGGGAGAGAUAACAGGAGCCCAGAGCCGAGACCAUGUGACGGCGCUGGCCCUUGCCACCGCCGUCCCCCAACCCUGGCCCCAGGCCUGGCACCAUGAUGUUCCGAGACCAAGUAGGCAUCCUCGCUAGCUGGUUCAAGGGCUGGAAUGAGUGUGAGCAAACAGUGGCUCUGCUGUCACUUCUGAAGCGGGUCACUCGUACCCAAGCCCGCUUUCUGCAGCUCUGCCUGGAGCACUCGCUAGCCGACUGCAAUGAUAUCCACCUGCUGGAGUCAGAGGCCAACAGUGCUGCCAUCGUCAGCCAGUGGCAACAGGAGUCCAAAGAGAAGGUGGUGUCCCUCUUGCUAUCCCACCUGCCCCUGCUCCAGCCAGGCAACACAGAGGCCAAGUCCGAGUACAUGAGACUUCUGCAGAAGGUGCUGGCCUACUCCAUCGAGAGCAAUGCCUUCAUUGAGGAGAGCCGCCAACUCCUUUCCUAUGCCCUCAUCCAUCCAGCCACCACACUGGAGGACCGCAAUGCGCUCGCCCUCUGGUUGAGCCACCUGGAGGAGCGGCUGGCUAGUGGUUUUCGUACCCGGCCAGAGCCCUCCUACCAUUCACGCCAGGGCUCAGAUGAAUGGGGGGGUCCUGCAGAGCUGGCCCCUGGAGAGGCAGGACCAGGCUGGCAGGACAAGCCACCCCGGGAAAACGGACAUGUACCUUUUCACCCGUCGAGCUCAGUGCCGCCAGCCAUCAACAGUGUUGGGAGCAAUGCAAACCCAGGUCUCCCCUGCCAAAUCCACCCUAGCCCACUGAAGCGCUCCAUGUCACUCAUCCCUACAAGCCCCCAGGCCCCUGGUGAGUGGCCGAGUCCAGAGGAGCUUGGGGCCCGGGCUGCCUUCACCACGCCCGACCACGCACCCCUCUCGCCACAGAGCAGUGUGGCCUCCUCUGGCAGUGAGCAGACGGAGGAGCAGGGCUCCAGCCGGAACACUUUCCAGGAGGAUGGCAGCGGGAUGAAAGACGUGCCCUCGUGGCUCAAGAGCCUCCGCUUGCACAAGUAUGCUGCUUUGUUCUCACAGAUGAGCUACGAAGAGAUGAUGACUCUAACAGAGCAGCACCUAGAGUCGCAGAAUGUCACCAAAGGUGCCCGGCACAAGAUAGCACUGAGCAUCCAGAAGCUUCGUGAGAGACAGAGCGUCCUCAAGUCCUUAGAGAAGGAUGUGCUGGAAGGUGGCAAUCUGCGGAAUGCUCUGCAGGAGCUGCAGCAGAUCAUCAUCACCCCAAUCAAGGCCUACAGUGUCCUUCAGGCCACCCCUACUGCCAAGGAUGGGGGUCGUGGGGAGCCGCUACUGCCAGGUGCUGAGCCUCCCCUCACCCACCCUGGAACAGACAAGGGCACUGAGGCCAAGGACCCUCCAGCUGCAGAGAACUAUCCUCCUCCACCAGCUCCAGCUCCCUCUGAUAGCAGUGAGCCAGCCCCAGCUCCCGUCGCCGACGGAGACAUCCCCAGCCAGUUUACACGGGUGAUGGGCAAAGUAUGCACCCAGUUGCUGGUGUCCCGACCAGACGAGGAGAACAUCACCAGUUACCUCCAGCUCAUCGAAAAGUGCCUGACUCACGAGGCUUUCACAGAGACACAGAAGAAGCGGCUGCUGUCCUGGAAGCAGCAAGUGCUGAAACUCCUCCGAACGUUUCCGCGCAAGGCUGCACUGGACAUGCAGAACUACAGACAGCAAAAAGGCUGGGCAUUUGGCUCCAACUCGCUCCCCAUAGCUGGCUCUGUGGGGAUGGGUGUGGCCCGGCGGACCCAGCGGCAGUUCCCAAUGCCUCCUCGGGCCCUCCCACCUGGCAGGAUGGGCCUUCUGAGCCCGUCAGGCAUUGGGGGUGUCUCUCCUCGACAUGCCCUUACCAGCCCCAGUCUUGGGGGUCAGGGCCGACAGAACCUGUGGUUUGCCAACCCUGGAGGCAGUAACAGCAUGCCCAGCCAGAGCCGUAGCUCUGUGCAGCGUACUCACUCGCUCCCAGUCCACUCAUCACCGCAGGCUAUUCUCAUGUUCCCUCCAGACUGCCCGGUACCUGGGCCUGACCUGGAGAUCAAUCCCACCCUGGAGUCUCUGUGUCUGAGCAUGACAGAACACGCCUUGGGUGAUGGGACAGACAAAACCUCCACCAUCUGACGGGACCCACAGCCCAGCGCACCCAUAGGCUCCCUGGGCGGCGGGCGGGGGCCAUCCCCCAACAGGCUUCUUCUCGGCAGCGAGAGGGUGGGCUGGCGCAGCUAUACAUUCUGAUAUUUUUCUA
Phodopus roborovskii (desert hamster) is the source of this 2493-nucleotide messenger RNA. RefSeq names its product sterile alpha motif domain containing 4B (gene Samd4b). Lineage: Eukaryota; Metazoa; Chordata; Mammalia; Rodentia; Cricetidae. Bases 306 to 2369 code for a protein of 687 amino acids. Gene Ontology annotation, biological process: intracellular signal transduction; nuclear-transcribed mRNA poly(A) tail shortening; regulation of mRNA stability. The record is from RefSeq and is a predicted model, not a curated record. The transcript has 13 exons. Gene Ontology annotation, molecular function: protein binding; translation repressor activity; mRNA binding. Gene Ontology annotation, cellular component: P-body.